UCAGCUUGGCUGCACAUUCCUAGCACUUACAGGGUGUUCUGUAUUCUGCAUUGUAUUUCUUAUCCUGCCUUGUUGCAUUCUGGGGGGCAGUGUUUGUGAUAGGGUGCCUUAAUCAGCCCCCAGCCCUCUCCAUGACACCUGCAGGCAACGAGACACCCUGAAAACAAGGCACGUUAGCCAUCUGAACGCUAAGAAUGGUCAGGCUGCUACCUCACAGCGAGUGAUGCGUUCGAUACACGCAAACUGGACUAGGGGAGGUGUUGCACUGAGUCAUGCCUGCGUACAGACAUUAAAUGCUCCAAAAUAGCCCAGCCAAGUACUUGUGGAGGAGGAAGGGGCAUCCCCCAAUUUAUAUUUGCACCCUACUGACAUUCAUACGUCGUUUCUCUCUGGAAUUCUUCUAAGACAUCUGUAUUUGGGGGAACAAUUCGUCAGGCAGCAAGACUCAGGAUCUGGGUGAAGUCGCCUGCACUUGGAAACCCAAAGGUGGACAAUAAAUCGGUGGAUCUCCGCUGUUUCCUUUGACAACAGAAAAAGGACAUUGGAUACUUAUCAAGACAACCAAACCAGUAGGACUGUGUCACUAUAGAGAUGGCAUCGUCUUCUCCUCCUUCCUCUAGUGCCAACCAAGACACCAACCCAUCCAAUCUACGACCCACAACCUAUGACACAUGGUGUGGUGUGGCUCAUGGGUGUACGAAAAAGCUUGGACUAAAGAUUUGCGCCAAUACCAACAGCCGUGAUGUCUGUAAGAAUAAAGGAGGAUUCUGGGGGAUGCAAGCAUUUACUGCAGGAGGACUGGGCUUCCUGCAGAGGAACAACAGUUUGGAGGACAAGAGCAGGAUGGUCAGUUCCUUCAGAGAGAGGCAAUCGCCCAAAAAUCUCCUGGUCUGUGAGAAUAUUGAGACAGAAUCCAGGUUCAGGCGUGCCGAGACAGACUUCUCCAACCUAUAUGCCAGAGAUUUACUGCCCGCCAAGAAUGGAGAGGAAUCCACCAUGCAGUUCCUCCUGGAAGUGGUUGACAUUCUCCUGAACUAUGUAAGGAAAACAUUCGAUAGAUCCACCAAAGUUCUGGACUUCCACCACCCACACCAGCUCCUGGAAGGUAUAGAAGGGUUUAACCUGGAGCUGUCAGACAACCCGGAGUCUCUAGAGCAAAUCCUGGUGGACUGCAGGGAUACUCUGAAGUAUGGCGUACGAACAGGUCAUCCACGUUUUUUCAACCAACUUUCAACUGGACUGGACAUUAUUGGCUUGGCAGGGGAAUGGCUGACGUCAACAGCAAAUACAAACAUGUUUACAUAUGAAAUUGCUCCAGUUUUUGUCCUGAUGGAACAAAUAACACUUCGGAAAAUGAGGGAAAUAAUCGGCUGGUCUGGUAAAGACGGAGACGGCAUUUUUUCCCCAGGAGGCGCAAUAUCCAACAUGUACAGUAUCAUGGCUGCUCGAUACAAAUACUUCCCUGACGUGAAAACCAAAGGCAUGGCCGCUGUCCCUAAGCUUAUCAUCUUUACCUCAGAACAUAGUCAUUAUUCUAUGAAGAAAGCCGGAGCAGCGCUGGGAUUUGGGACAGAGAAUGUGAUUCUGGUGAAAUGUAAUGAGAGAGGGAAGAUCAUUCCGGCGGACUUGGAGGCCAAAAUUCUUGAAAGUAAACAAAAGGGGCACGUCCCACUUUAUGUGAAUGCUACAGCAGGGACAACAGUCUACGGUGCAUUUGACCCCAUAGAUGAAAUAGCGGACAUAUGUGAAAAGUACAACCUCUGGCUUCAUGUGGAUGCCGCUUGGGGAGGCGGACUUCUCAUGUCCAGGAAACAUCGCCAUAAGAUGAACGGAAUAGAGAGAGCGGACUCGGUCACUUGGAAUCCCCACAAGAUGAUGGGCGUUUUACUCCAAUGUUCUGCAAUACUAUUAAGAGAAAAGGGUGUACUCCAAGGAUGCAAUCAGAUGUGUGCAGGAUAUCUCUUCCAGCAAGACAAGCAAUAUGACAUAUCAUAUGACACUGGAGAUAAGGCAAUACAAUGUGGCCGUCACGUGGACAUAUUCAAAUUCUGGCUGAUGUGGAAAGCAAAGGGUACUGCAGGGUUCGAACAACAGAUCAACAAAUGCUUGGAGCUUUCAGAAUAUUUGUACUCAAAGAUCAACAAUCGGGAAGAAUUUGAAAUGGUCUUCAAAGGAGAGCCUGAACACACAAAUGUUUGCUUCUGGUACAUCCCCCCGAGCCUCAGAGGCAUGUCUCCAUGUAAUGAGAGGCAAGAAAAACUGCACAGGGUUGCUCCCAAGAUAAAAGCUCUCAUGAUGGAGUCCGGGACAACGAUGGUGGGAUAUCAACCCCAAGGAGACAAGGUCAACUUCUUCCGUAUGGUCAUUUCAAACCCAGCAGCCACCAAAUCCGACAUCGACUUCCUGGUGGAAGAAAUCGAGAGACUGGGGCAGGAUUUGUAAUAGAUGAGCCAUGUACAGUUAACCCUCUCCGUGCUGGGGGGAACCUACUCCACUACCCAGUUGGCUGCCUAGUUGUUUUGUUUUGUUAUUCCCUGUGAACCAAAACAGGAUACAAUUCUUAAGGAUCUGCCCUCUAUAGUUCUCCCAUGGCACCUUAACAAAUAUAGGUUGCUGAAAUGUAUAUGUAGAUCAUUGAAACACAGUUCUCCUAUGGCACCUAAACAAAUAUAGGUUGCUGAAACGUAUAUGUAGAUCAUUGAAACACAGAUAUUAUCUUUCUAACAUGUGUACGGUGAAACCUUAUAUAUGUGUUUGUUAAGGUUGUCAGAAGCAUACAAAAAAAGAUUAUUGAGUGUUGUAAUAUGUAUCCACUUGUAUGUCUGUGUGUGAAUAUUUAUGUACAGGGCCGGCCCUUGACAUAUGUAAUGUAGGCCUUUGCUUCUAGCAGUAAAUGCUGGUAGAGCAGGAUUCUCAAGCUAUUGAAAGUUAAUAUGUGAAACAGACAUAAUAUACAGGGACAGACAGACAGACAAGUUCCUCAAACUCAAGGAGGCCACAGAGAAAUCUCUGAGACAGUUUUAAAUUGUAUGGUAAAAGGGCAGUUUCUACUAACGGCAACUAAGGGACCCCAAGUCCUUUUUGAUGUAAUACAUUGACUUUUCAGUAUAAUGUGGUUUACAUCAGGAAGGAUACAGACUCUCCUGUAGCUGGAUAAUGCACAGUUUUGCAGCUACAGUCACUACUUAACUGUGUUAGCUUUCUCAUUGAUGCCAACAGGGUUAUAUGAUAUCCCACAAUGCAUGGCAAGGUCCAUUUAAAGCAUAUAUGCUUAUUUCUGGAUCAAAGAUCCAGCCAUCUAAAGCAUGCCACCUGAUAGCACUGUGCUGGAUCCACAUGGGGAGUGUCCUAUUGUGUUUAUCAGUGGCUUUGGAAAAGGGGGGUUGUUCAGUGUGGCUUGGGUGGAUAAAUUGUGUGGGUUUUUUUAUUCACUUUUUUUCACCUCUUAAAACGUUAGGUGAAAUGAUACAGCCAAGAAGAGGAAAUCCUCAGUCCAAAAGCGUCUAGCCCAGUGGUUUUCAAAUGUUUUUGAAUCACGGCGCCCUAGAGAAUCAGAAUUUUUUCACGGCACCCCUAGGCCAAAAAUUUCUUAUUGAGAAAUUUAGAAAGAAAUAUUAAAUCAAGUAGAUUGUGUUUAUAUGUCACCCUUAGGGUCAGUUGUGUGGUGAGGGACAAGAUUUGCUUCUGUUUGGCCACAUAGUUUAUGACUGGCAGCCACCAGCACUGGUUUUGCCUAUUAUAUUGACCAUGAAUAAUUUGAAUUGGUCCUGGACCACCAAUCCAGGGCACCCCUGCAAGUGUCCAGAGGCACCCCAGGGAGCCACGGCACACAGUUUGGGAACCACUGGUCUAGCCCCAUUUGCAAUGCAUCUUAGGAUAUAAAAUAGGUUUAUCUGCUUUUAUUCAAAAGUAGCUCAAAUUAUAAUGACAAUGAAAUUACCGCGCUGCAUCAAAAAAUAAGGAAGUCUUCACUUAACCCUGUACAUGACAAGUAUACACACAAUCAUAUUUAAACGUACAUCUGUUUGUGCCAGACAGUGCAACCUUAGGUUUGUGGGACAGAAUCCUGCCUAAUAGUAUUGAACCUUCUCUUCUCAAUAACCUAACUAGUCUGAAAGCAUUAACUAGUAAAUAGUUGUGUAUCCCCAUCCAUGUCUUGGGGGUUAUAGUAGCACAGUUGUUGUUAACAGGUAUAUUCUUGCUGUGUUUCUAGGGAUUAAUAGUGUAGAUUGUGUAUAUUAUUGUCAAACAAGUUUGUGAACUGGGAAUAAAUGUCAUAGUUUUACAGCAGUUUAUCUGAUCAGGUAUACUGUAGGUAUACAAAAAUAAUUGCUUAUUUAUAUGCAGAGAUUUACCAUGUUAAAGAGGUGUCUUGUAUUUUCUUCCAUUUGUAUUGUAUUCUAUUUAUAUAUAUAAAUAAAUAAAUAUAUAUAGUAUAUAUUAUUGAGGUAAGUUCUAAAUAAUGUUUAUUGUAAUUUAGUGUCUUUGUGAGCCAAAGAAAACAAAAAACAAAAAACAUAGUGAAACUUGUAACUAGUGCCCUUCAAUGUAGUCCAGAAAUAUAAAAUCUAAGCCUAGGUUUGUCAAAGGUACCUAAGAUUUAGCUUCUAUUAAUGCCCAUUAGCAUGAAGGAGGUAUAAAUAAUGUUAUUCUGUGGCCACCUUUGAGAUAUUUAGUACGUAGGCUCAUUAAAUAAAUGCAUACUAUACUAGCACUUUAAAUCCAUGAACAUUGAUUUUAUUAUGUAAAUUACUUCCACUGGAUCAAUCUUCAAUUCAUUUGUAAUGUAACAUUUGAAUCAGCCAGAUCUUUUUCUUCUCACUAGAGAUCUGUAACGUUAAUUUACUAUUUCUGAGUUUAUUUACAGUUAAUGGGGUGUAUCCUCUAAAAGUGUACAGAAGAGGUCAAUUGUUAAUGCUAAAAUGGUGAUAAAUUAUCUCCAAAUGUUGUUAAAAUAAUUCCUUUAUCUUCAGUUUAGCCCUACAAGUACUGAAAUAAAUGUGGUCAUUUUCUUGCUUACCACAAUUUGAAUGACAAUUUACCUUCUACUUAUAUUCAUUUUUAAUAACCCCCUAUAAAUUGUAAAGUGUAAUGGAACUGCAACAGGAACUUCACGUGCUCAGAUUCAAUUUGGUGCGACUCUAAUUUUGUGGCAGAACAGACUGUUUCACAUUAGGGGCAAGGUUUCAGCAAAAUAAUCUUCAAAUUCUAUUUUGGCUUCUCCAAUCUGCACUGGAUUUUUAAAUUCAUAUUUUGCUGAAUCUAGUCUAUAGAGAUGGGGAAACAUCAUUCAAUCAAUUCAGCUCUGUGGUGGGGUCCAUGGGGGAACUAAAAGGAGAUAGGAAUUCUGCAAUAGUUGAAGCCAAAUGUCUGUAGUGAAACGCGAAAAAAUUCUGCCACAAAAUGCAGAAAAUAUUCUGUGGAAUUGUUAAUCAAUUUAAAACCAGACCGUAUUGUAGCUUGUAUUAUGUCUAUCCAUUAAUUUUAGGUUUACUUUAUUUUUAUUUUUAUUCAUUACUCUGUCUUUGAGUUUUAGAAAAUUAUAAGGGAUAUAGAAAACAAAAAGUGAGGGAAUAACAAGCCACAUGCAGCACUUUCCCGGAGUGAACAUAUGUAGAUUAUUUGUACUAUUAUGGUUUUCAUUCACUUUCUUUUUAUGCUACUUGAUAUUUAACACUAAAACAAUAAUCAAGAUGGUGCUGCUUAGAUGUGCGUGAGCUUUUGGGGAACAUAAUGUAAUUAUUAAUUUAGGGCAUAUUGUUUUCACAAUACCUAUGGAAGUGCCAAUAUACACCACUUGUCAUUAAUUUGGUCACACAAAAGAUUUUGUCACUUUGUUUUAUUCCUGUGUCACUGGGCACACAAUGUAAAUCUAAAUCUUUUACUAUCUACAAUAGUUUCAUCUCCAGAAUUUUCAUCAGCCAAGUCUUACUAGACCAGGAUGCGUAUACAGCUAUAUAUUCUAACAUUUCUGUUUAAACAACUACCAUUAUACAGUACAUCCUUUUUAAUCUCCACUGAUGUUGUAUGCUGUAAAUUCAUAAAGAGUGCCAAAAUGUCUCCUGAAGUUUCACUGGUUGUGACAAUCUUGUGUCCAUCUAUCAAAACGCUUUGCCGCAUAACAUUGUGAUAUCUCAAUUUUCUCAUUCCUAUUAGGUGAAAGCACAUGGUGAUAUCAUAAAUGGAACUGAUUAUACAGACUAGGUGCCUAUGCAUGCAAAACGCAUUAGGAAUCAUUUUGGUGCUGUGGAUUAAUCUGUCAGAAAUAACUGUGGGUUCGUGAUGUAAACCAAAUGACAAUAAGCUACACCCUUUAAAGGACAUUAUUGUCCAUUCUGGGCUAUAUAGUGGUGGGGAUUUAAGACAAACUACAGUCAUCAAUCACUAUGAACAAUGCUUAUCUUGCACUUAUCCCUUACAUGUAGUUGAAGCAGUCUUAUAAUGAACUGAACUAACAUCCAUGAGAAGGCAGCUCAUGAACUAAGUGACAUCUGUGAGGAACCUCGCAGAUCAAAAGUGUUGUAGCAAUGUAAAUAUUUGAAUUAUCCAUAAGGUAUUCAGGGGGAGAUGUACUAAGCAGUGAUUAAAGUGGAGAAGUGAGCCAGUGGAGAAGUUGCCCAUGGCAACUAAGCAGCAUUGACGUAACAUUUAUAAUUUGCACACUAUAAAAGUAUACAGAGCAGCUGAUUGGUUGCCAUGAGCAACUUUUCCACUGGCUCACUUCUCCACUUUUAUCACUACUCUAUCUUGUCCCCCUUAGCCACAAGAUAGAGAUGCCUCCUCGGUGUGUAGGCAGCAGAUGCACUUUAUUUGAUUCUCCAAUGCACUUGAGCAACUAGCUCAUACUCUAGAACUAACAUAAUGGAUAGAAUUAGAGAAUGUCAAUAUUUCAAUAACUAAUUUAGCUACUUGCAGUAAUUAAUAGGAGACAAAUAAAAGUUUUUGCCAAGCUGUGAUUGGUCACUGAAUUACUACUUGUGUUUGACAGCGUAAUUUACAGAUUUAUAACCGAGAGGCCUCCAUGUUGUCUCAGGAGGAUGUCAGGAACCAUAGCAAUAGUCACACUGCCAUACUUGGUUUUGUCAGGGCACAGUGUGUGUGAAAAGUGAGAUAUGGUAUGGUGUGGUGUGAUCAAUGGACCCUUGUUAUCCUGUGACUAAAAAGAGAUGUUUAACUAUUACAGAUGAUAUGCAAUGCAGUUUUAAUUUUACAAUAAAAUUCUACCAUAAAACCGCA
Pseudophryne corroboree (corroboree frog) is the source of this 7236-nucleotide messenger RNA. RefSeq names its product glutamate decarboxylase 1 (gene GAD1). Gene Ontology annotation, cellular component: cytoplasm; presynaptic active zone. Gene Ontology annotation, molecular function: glutamate decarboxylase activity; pyridoxal phosphate binding. The record is from RefSeq and is a predicted model, not a curated record. The transcript has 18 exons. Bases 592 to 2442 code for a protein of 616 amino acids. Lineage: Eukaryota; Metazoa; Chordata; Amphibia; Anura; Myobatrachidae. Gene Ontology annotation, biological process: GABA biosynthetic process.